Molecule: messenger RNA, 1083 nt
Organism: Myotis myotis
Lineage: Eukaryota; Metazoa; Chordata; Mammalia; Chiroptera; Vespertilionidae
Product: F-box only protein 31-like
Exons: 2
Coding region: 1-1083 (360 amino acids)
Molecular function (GO): protein binding
Source: RefSeq, a predicted model, not a curated record
AUGGAGGAGUGCGCUUGCCUCUGCGGCCUGGGCUCUUCGCCGGGAUGUCCGUGUCGUCAGAAGCGCCAGCGCCCAGCUGAGACUGCAGUCGCUGAUGGCAAGCAGGCCCAGGAAGACAAGCACGUGGAGGGGGACGCGGCGGCGCGGUGCUGUGCGGGGAGUGGAGGAAUCCCGAGCCCCACGCCGCCCCCGCCGCCCCCGCCGGCCCCGCACUGCUCCCUGCAGGACCUGCCGGUGGAGAUGCUGGUGGCGAUCUUCGCCUGCGUUCCCGGCACCGACCUCAUCUGGAGACGGCGCUGCCGCGAGGAGUUUGGCGUUCGUGAAAACCUGCAGAACCUGGAGAUGAUCGGUAUGUCUUAUCGGGAAGUCUAUGCGAAGCUGUUCCCAUACAGACACAUUUUGGGACUGUGGCAGCUAGAUACCGAGCACUAUAGAACACUAGUGAAUGUCGCGGUGGACGGCUUAUGCAUUACUGGUUGGAAAUACAGGCCUUCCCUUCACACCCAUGAGGGCGGCCCAAUACAUUUCAGGCCCUCGUUCAGAAUUCGCCCGACGAAGAGGAAAUCAGCCAAGGUGGAGUGCAUGGAGGGCCUCGACAACAGGCCCCACCACCGCCACAUGCAGAUUCGGAAGGACAGGUUCACGACCCAGUGCAAGAACACAGACCACGGAACGCAUUUACCCAGGCGGCUUAGGGAAGAGGGGGGGCGGGUGGUGGAGGAGAGACAGCGGUAUAACUGGCUGACCUACCGCCGCCUCUACCUCCCGCCGCGCCACCCGGACGACCUCAUCAGGCCUGGCCUCUUCCAAUACUACUACGAUGCCUUCCACCUAAAGAUCGCCAUGCUCAGCUUCCAUGGGAAGUAUGCCAGGGUCACCAAGAUCACGGGAGUCUCCAAGAAGACGUUAGAGAUCCACCUCACGCGCCGCAUCCAGCUGCGAGAUGGCGAGAUCUUCCGCAACUUCAAAGAGCUCUCCCGUGUGGUCCAGGAGAUUGACAAGCAGGUGAUCCGGGAGCAGCAGCAGCAGCAAGAACGUGGGACUGAGGAAAGCCAGGGCCAUGGCUGGCAGAGCCCUGCCUAG